Molecule: messenger RNA, 2322 nt
Organism: Symbiodinium natans
Lineage: Eukaryota; Dinophyceae; Suessiales; Symbiodiniaceae
Source: the annotation of a GenBank genome assembly
AUGGAUCGCAUCGGGGAGUACAUUCACGACACUUGCUCAGGGGUCUCCUCAGUCAAGGUGUACGCGUGCGGCGGAGCAGACGAGUACUUCGACAAGCUUUCCCAGCUCAGCGCGGGAAGUCGGAGGUCGAAGAAGUCGGGCAAAUCCGCGAAGCCCAUUUCGUUCGAGUACCUUGAAGGACUCCCCUCGAGCACGAAGGCAAGAACAGAAAUGGUACACCGUGUUCUCGAAGGCCUCAGAGACGAAGCCUUCGAACUCGCGAGGGACAUCGGUGUAGAUGCCCUAACUGCUCCAGGGGGACUUCGAAGCUUCAUCGAACGAAUGCGGGAGGUAGUGUUCCCCCGCGCGACAGAGGAAGCCCGAGAGUUGUUCCGGGCGGGACAGAGGUUAGGGACCCUGUCCAGGCAGGCAGGGGAAAGCAUGCUGAGUUACAUCUCCCGUAGACGGAGGUGGUGGAAUCUCCUGAAAACCCUGGAUGCCAGCAUCGAGCUCUCUGAGCCGAUGCGCGUAGAGCUACUAUUAGAGCUCUCUGGGCUAUCUAGACAAGAAGCCCUGGUCGUCAAGGCUUGCACAGCCGACCCGAAGAAGUUCGAGCAGAUCGCAAACACCUUGGUGCAGCACUACACAGGUGUUCAUCUGCGCGAAGGCCGCGCGCUGGGAGGCAGCAACCCCCAGCCUUACCGUAACACUGGCAAGGGUUAUGGUCCUAGAUCUUACGGAUCUAAUAGGUCUAAGGGUAAAGGUUUUACCCGCAAGGCCUUCCCUGCGAUCGACGAAGACGCAGGCGAGUUAGAGCAGGAAGAGGAGUACCCAGAAGAGGACUCUUACUUUGCCCAAGAAGCCUGUGUUGCUGAGGAGAGCUGGGAGGAAGAACCCCCUGCCGAGGAAGAAGAGUUCGAGGAAUAUGAGCUGGAUGAGGACGAGGCCAUCGCCCUCAACGCCAUGGAGCAGUUCCUCGAGGAUUCUCCCGAGGUGGGACACGCCAUCCAGUUGUCCUUGGCAGCCAACGCAGCCUUCGGCAAGGCCAAGGGCAAGGGCAAGAACAGAUCCAAGGGCAAAGGCAAGGGUAACGUGGUCCGAAGUCACCUUACGUUGGAGCAAAGAAGGGACAAACUCAAAGCCCUUAAGGCAAAGUCGCGAUGCAUGAGAUGUGGUGGUAUCGGCCAUUGGGCUGGUGACCCUGAGUGCAAGUUCCCUGCAGGCAAGGCCGCAGGCAAGGCAGCACACGUCGCCGUAACGGUCCUAUCCAGCGAGGAAGGUCUGGUCAUUCCCUCGGAAGCGCCAGACAAGGACCACUCUGGCUUUGUCGUUCGCGGAGAUCGUAAGUUUUACCUUGGUCAGUACAAGGGGAAGACUUACAGCGAGAUUGCCCGGCUUCCAGCUGUUGUUCAAUGGGCACAGGUUCAGGUGAACCCUAGUCGCCAACUCCAAGACUUUUUAGCUUGGUUCAAUCGCUACUAUGUGAUCGAGGGCGACGAGGUUGUCACCCGAGCCAGCAUAGGUAUCCCUGAAGGAACCUAUGUACCGCGUGUCAAGAACAAGGGCGGAAAGAAGGUCUCAUACACCAACGACCCAGAGACAUGCCCGCACGAGAUCAUUGAUCGACGUGGCUCGUCGCGAUCAGUGUCUCGCACGUUUUGCAAACAAUGCGGAACGUUUAUAGAUGAAGUUCCGGCUGACUUCCAGCGCCGACGUCGAGACGCGGCAAAUCGUAUGCUCAAUGCCACUGUAGACUCUUUAUCUGUGAUGCAUAACACACAGAUUGCCGGUGAGUCAAGGGACCUUGAGCACGACGAUGUGGAACUCAUCAUGGGUGUCUUCAAUGACUCUGUGACCACCAUGAUAGAGAUGGGGAUGCGCGUCACCCCGUCUGUUUUACACAAUCGUCUUAGCGAGGCAAUCGUUGAUGCCUUAGAGCCCACUGGUGACAGUCCGGAUUCCUGGUCCCGCGUUGGCCAUGUUGGAAUCAUAGACCCAACGGACCUUACAAAGGAAGAAAGAGUUCUUUCUAGAUGGGAGAGACUGGUUAAAGGUGUUAAUUGGCAGGAUCAUUGUGUAGCCUGGGAGGAUGCUUUCCUUAUGGGGCAUGACCGAUUAGGUAUAGCCAUUCUUGAAGCACAAUGGGCUGACCCAGCACCUGCACCGUCCACAGGCAUCAACCUGAGCCUGACGUUGGACGACAUUGAGCAGGCUCGUCCUGAGUCACCGCAAGUUCCGGAUCCUGUAGGGCCGGAGCAAGGAACAGCAACCACGAGCUCGAAGUGGAUACCCGAGCGACGCUGUGACGAGUUUGCAGAGGAGCCACGGGAAUCUGGGUGGUAA